AUGGCGUUUUGGAGUGCUAACAGAAAUGUCUCUGUGAUAAAGAGCGCACUAGGUUUAGCGUCUAAUGUUUUCUCUAAAAACUCAACCUUAAGUGGUCCAAUAUUACAAGUUCGUACUGCUACUAAAAGAGCUGCUGGUUCAAGAACAAAUAUGAAAGAUUCUGCAGGUCGUCAUUUAGGUCCUAAAAAGAAUGAAGGUCAACAAGUAGAACCAGGUCAAAUUAUAAUGAGACAACGUGGUACUAAAUUUUUUCCAGGUGAAAAUGUUGGCAUCGGUAAAGAUCAUACAAUUUUUGCAUUAGAACCAGGUUUUGUUCGUUUUUAUUAUGAUCCAUUCCACCCAAGAAGAAGAUUUGUUGGUGUUGCUUUAGAUCAAGAAAGUAGAUUACCAACACCUCAUUUUGCACCAAGAGCAAGAAGAUUUGGUUACGUCCCAAUAGAGGAUCCAAAAAAAGCAUCAAUUGAAGAAACUCAUUUAAAUCGUAAACAAUACCUUGCAAAACCAAAAUUGGAUGAAGAUUUAAAAUUUAGAGAACAAAAAAGAGCUAAGACUUUAUCACAAUAUCAAAAAGACUUAAGCCAGAUCAUUCCAGAAUUGGAAGCUGAACAAUUGAACAUUGCUUCAGAACAUUUAUUACUAGUAAGAAAUCAUUUGAAAAAUGGUUCAAAUGAUACUGAAGCUAGAUCGACAGCAAUAGCCGUUCAUAUUCAAAACCUUAAAUUGUCAUUGAGAAAAAGAGAAAUAAAUGAUUCAGAGUUUAAAAAUUCAUUAGAUUCAUACCAAAAUUUGAUUUCAAGAUUAGAAAAAGAAGUUUCAUUCGAUUCUAAAUACAAUUUGAUUAAAUUCCGUUCUGAAGAAGAAAGAAUAACAUUGGUUAAUGAAUUAAGAUCAACAAUUGAAGAAGUAUUGAAGAGCAACUCAAAGGAUAAAUUACAAAAAGUCAAAGAUUUAAUCUUCAACUCUACUGUUUUAACACUUUCAGAAGCCGUCAAAUUUAAAAGAACUUUUGCUAAAUCUGUUCUUCCAGAAUCUAUUGGUGUCUCUGAAUCAGUUGGUAAAAACUCUAUUGUUACAAAACGUUGGAACUACACUAAACAAAGAGUCGAAGUUAUUGCCAGAACUAAAGAAGCAUUUCUUUCAAAAUAG
Molecule: messenger RNA, 1146 nt
Organism: Hansenula ciferrii
Lineage: Eukaryota; Fungi; Ascomycota; Saccharomycetes; Phaffomycetales; Wickerhamomycetaceae
Gene: MRP7
Product: mitochondrial 54S ribosomal protein bL27m
Exons: 1
Coding region: 1-1146 (381 amino acids)
Biological process (GO): translation
Cellular component (GO): mitochondrial large ribosomal subunit; ribosome
Molecular function (GO): structural constituent of ribosome
Source: RefSeq, a predicted model, not a curated record